ACCAACAGUCGUAAAGAAGAUUUGAUGACGGCGUUGAAAGUUGAACAUGAAGAAGCGCUGAAGAGGAAAAAGACGAAAAGGAACUUGCUAGCAAGCUAAGAGCUUUAGCUGUGAUCUGCGUUACGCAUUUUGAUAAUGGCGCCGUUAGACCUUGAUAAAUACGUUGAAAUAGCAAGACACUGCAAAUACCUGCCUGAAAAUGACCUAAAGAGAUUAUGUGAUUAUGUCUGUGAUUUGCUGCUGGAAGAAUCAAAUGUUCAGCCAGUUGCGACCCCGGUUACAGUUUGUGGAGAUAUUCAUGGUCAGUUUUAUGAUCUUUGUGAGCUCUUCAGAACUGGAGGCCAAGUCCCAGACACAAAUUACAUUUUCAUGGGAGAUUUCGUAGACAGAGGAUAUUAUAGCUUGGAGACGUUUACCCACCUGCUUGCUUUGAAAGCUAAGUGGCCAGAUCGUAUCACACUUCUGCGGGGAAAUCACGAAAGCAGACAGAUAACGCAAGUGUACGGCUUUUAUGAUGAGUGUCAAACAAAGUACGGAAAUGCAAAUGCCUGGCGGUAUUGCACAAAAGUGUUUGACAUGCUUACUGUGGCAGCUUUGAUAGAUGAGCAGGUCCUGUGUGUCCACGGCGGCCUUUCACCUGACAUAAAGACUUUGGACCAGAUCCGAACCAUUGAACGCAACCAGGAGAUUCCCCACAAGGGGGCCUUCUGUGAUCUAGUGUGGUCGGACCCAGAGGAUGUAGACACGUGGGCUAUCAGUCCGCGUGGUGCUGGCUGGCUGUUUGGAUCCAAGGUUACUAAUGAGUUUGUUCACAUCAACAACUUGAAGCUGAUCUGCCGUGCACACCAGCUUGUUCAUGAGGGCUACAAGUUCAUGUUUGAUGAGAAGCUGGUGACUGUGUGGUCCGCGCCUAACUACUGCUACCGCUGCGGUAACAUCGCCUCCAUCAUGGUCUUUAAGGACGUCAACAGACGAGAGCCCAAGCUGUUCCGGGCUGUUCCUGACUCGGAGCGUGUCAUACCUCCCCGAACAACCACCCCCUACUUCCUCUAAUGACACAAGACCAUUGUCUCUUUUCUCUCACCUCUCAAGAAUUAUUUAUAUGCAACAUAUUUUAAGAAAUUCAUAGGAGUGACAUAUCUUUCAGGGUUAUUUAGCGAAGAAAUGGCGUAACCAUUCAUUUUUUUUCUGUUAUAAAGGAAAAUAAGCUUCUCCUUCCCCAAAUAAGAGAAGCAUAUUUUAAUUUUUUCUGCAUAUUUUAAGUGAUCAUAAAAUGUAAACUUGAUGUUUUGUGUCCCACUAAUGAGAAUAAAACAUUUAAACUGAGUGGUAGAUGCCAGUAGUACACAUCAAGUAAAGAGAUAAUAUUGUGUAUAGUGUAGCAUUUUGGAAGGCUAGUUUUCUCUUCACGCUUCUUAAAUUAGAAAGAAAAUUGUUGUAAUAAUUCUUAUUACUUAAACACCUCAGAUCCACUAUGUAAACAACUGUUGACUCCAACCUUCUGCCUUAAGUACUGGUUUUAGUUUUACUCUUCCUUUUUAUAUCUCCUUUUUAAUUUAUUCAUUUUAAAAUAUCCUCCAUUGCUGCACACAUUUUGUUCCUAACAAACGUUCACAAAUGUUGGACACUGUUUAAUUCACUAUUAUUCUAUGUGUCUAUAAUGUGAUAUUGCAGCUACAAUGGCAUUCAUAACUAUUUAAUUUUCAGAGGAUUUUUCUCAACAGCUCAAAGCAAUAGUUGUGUUUAUUGCACAGACAACAGUGUGGUUCUAUUGUUUCCCUGUUUUGUAAUUUGAAUAAAAACAUUAUUCCACAAA
Messenger RNA from Mugil cephalus (flathead mullet), 1816 nucleotides. It is a transcript of the gene ppp6c, whose product is annotated as protein phosphatase 6, catalytic subunit. Bases 136 to 1053 code for a protein of 305 amino acids. Gene Ontology annotation, molecular function: protein serine/threonine phosphatase activity. NCBI's taxonomy places the organism in Eukaryota, Metazoa, Chordata, Actinopteri, Mugiliformes, Mugilidae. The transcript has 7 exons. The record is from RefSeq and is a predicted model, not a curated record. Gene Ontology annotation, biological process: peptidyl-serine dephosphorylation; G1/S transition of mitotic cell cycle. Gene Ontology annotation, cellular component: cytoplasm.